Molecule: messenger RNA, 978 nt
Organism: Mesorhabditis belari
Lineage: Eukaryota; Metazoa; Nematoda; Chromadorea; Rhabditida; Rhabditidae
Source: the annotation of a GenBank genome assembly
AUGACUACGGCGACGCCGCGUUUCGUCAUCGGUGUGCUGCAGCCAGGCGCCGAUAUCAUGCAGAUCUACUCAUCAUUGACCAUUGGCGGCUGUUCAGAGAUCUCAUUCGUGAAAGAUUUGAAGAAUUCGUUGUUGUGUAAAGCGCAAGCACUAGAAGAAGCACAGGGGGAGAUACAGGGAAAAGUCGAUGAAGAGGAGAUGCCGAAAGAGAGCAAUCGAAGGAAAAGGAAACGACCGCAGCCGAUCAGGGAGCAUUCGCCCUCUUCAUCUCCUUCAUCGUCCGGUUGCAUUCCCACUUCUCUUCUCUCCAUCCCGUCACCCGAUCAAAAUUUGACCCUCGUCUUGAAUGGGAUCGUCAACGCGGAGAAUAUCUUCGCCUCAGCGCAACAUAUCAAAGAAGAGAGUCCGAUCCCAGUGCAGACUGACACGGAAGCCCUCUCCUCCCAUUCUCCGCCAAUUCCCGAUCCCCUUGAGGCGGCUCCAUUUCUCUUGAGUCGCGUCUUCGGCGUCGGGUUGAACGAUCGAAAAGAGAACUUUCUGAGCUCAUUCGACGAUGGCGAUGACGAUGGGAUGAUCGCUGAGAAUGAGGUGUCCGAGUAUGGGAAUGGACGGAAGAAAGGACCUGUCGUUGAAUGCAAACGCUGCGCCAGCAAGAUCAUCAUGCAGCAAACGCGAUCACUUUUUCGACACAUCAUGACCCAUGCGUCACAGGAGCCGUAUCGUUGUUCGGAGUGUCUUCAGAGUAGCGCUAAUUCAUUCAAUUUGCGGACGCAUAUUUACCGAAAACACGACGGGAAAGCGGAAAUCAUCCCAAAUCGAACCUUCGAACUAGAGGCCGAGUGGCGCUCGUUGGCAAGAGAGUGUUUCCCGAAUCAACAAGAUCGAAUUGAUCGGUGCAUUUCGUACUUCGUGAACUCCGGCAGCGAGACACUCCCGUUGAACGCCACCGAAGGAAAGCCGGGAAAGGCUGUUAAAAUU